CGCUGAGCGCGCAGUGAAGCGCUGCUCCGUCCGUGCGCCGUCGCCGCUCUGCGUUUAGUCCACUGUGCCGCGGGUCCGGCGCUGCCAUCUGGAAUGAAGCGGUGCGAUGUUUCGUGUCGGACGGACUCCCUGACACUGCGCACUUUCUCUUCUUCGUCCCUGCGGAAGAUGGUGGCUGGCGGCUAAUUCCAACUUCUUACUCCUUGGAGGCUCCCUCCCCUCACCACCACCACCUCGCCUGAAGCGCACUGAAAUCAGUUGCAUCUAUUCACAUUCUCAUGAGUGUCAGACCCACUGUGAGCAAAGGCCCUUGAACGAGCCUCAAUCUUCAUGCUUUGUUGAAGCUGAAAUUUUUCCCAAAUCAGCUCAGGAUUUGAAUCCCUGCCUGCCUGCCUCUCUCUGUGUCAUCUUGUUGCUCGAGCUCUGUAGUGAAUCAUAGCUGUGCUUUACAACAUCAGUGUUCCUGAAAUGACCGAAGUGGAACCAGUGCUGGACUUUGCCUCCUCGGGGCGCUCGGGGAGGAGAAAUGCCCUGCCUGAUAUCCUGGGCUCUCCGGCAGGCGUAAACCCCGGUGACUUACCUUUGAAACUGGCUGAGCUAUCCCUACAAGAUGGUCCGGGAGGGGCUCAGUCGCCCACGGCAGAGGAGCCACCAGCACCGCCAGAAAGCUCAGAUGGAAAAGAGGGAUCAUAGGGAGUCAUUUAUUUACCUCCCCGGAGACCUACAGAGAUAACCUGAGAGAGGAUGAGCAAUGAGGCGGAGGGCGACCUGUGGGAGAAUGAGUGAUGAUCUGUGGAGAGUCACACUGUUUGCAAGGCAGCUGAGCCACGGAGGGAGGACAAUGGACCCACUCCCAAAGGACUGGAGCCAAGAGCUUAGGACUGUUUGGUACUUUCUCAAGUCAGGCGUCACCUAGUUCUGAACCACACAGCGUGUGCAUGUGCGCAUAUAUGCGUACGCUACACCGAGAAGCAAAAGGACAAUGAGAGAUCCUGUAUACUGUACAUUCUUAUUGCUAUUUUUGUAUGAUUUAUUUAAAACUAAAGAAAACAGCAACUUGUAAAUCAAACUGUAACCUACCAUUUUUCUUGCAUUUCCUGCAGAUUUCUGUUUUGUAGAGUUCUGUGUUUUAUGACAGUAGUUUAACUGCAGCCUGCAGUGGCCUGAAGCUUUUUAAUCCAGCUCAGUGCAAACCGGCACACGAUUUAAGAAAACUGGGAACUGUGUGUUCUCUGGCUCAUUUAUGCUUUUACACGAAAUGUGUAUGAGCUACUGUGCAUUUUCAAAUGAGCCUAUAACUCCACUGCAAUUGUACAGUUUUUAAUCCUUCAUCACCAGACUGUUUUAAUCAUAACAGCAACCAGGGACUCAGUACACUUUUUUAGGUGUCAUUUGGUGCAUCCAAACAACAUGUUGUCCACAUCUUGAGACAUUCCUUUAGAGAAUAGUGUCCCACUGCCAACACUAGUUCAUUAUAAUACUGAGAAAAGAUUAAGAUUUCCUUUUGUUUUUUGCUUAAGGCUGCUUUUGAAAGUCUCUUCAUUUUCCAAAUCUCUGAAAAUGUGCCUAGUGGCAGUUUACAACUGAAAAUGGGUGUUGUGUUCUGUGAAGUACUGUUAUUGGAAAUUUUGGGGCUACUGAUAUUUCCUCAGUUUUAACAGGAGGUAUCAUUAAAAAAAAAACAAAAAAAAAAACAUCUGAACUACUUGGACUGUAGAUGAAAGAAGAAAACACUUUCCCUAAAAUCUGUGUGGACAGACACGGAUUUGCGUCAAAACCGAGUUUUUUUUUUUUGUUUUGUUUUGUUUUUUGUCUGCAGCGACAGCAGCAUAUGUCUGGGCACGGGAGCAAGCAUUAAGCAAUGCCGCCACCUCCACUACUGUAUGUGUUUAGAGUGCUGAAAAUGGCAGCAGCUCGCCUUCUGUCUCUCUCGCGCGGGGAAAAGUCUGUUCGCUCUCAUCAACACAUAAGCUGAACUGUGAAUGGGACGCGAGCUGGAGAGCGAGAAACAACAGCAAGAGUUCACGCUUUGUCAGCUAUCACCCCGCCCUCUGCUACUGUAUAUAAACUAUAUUGUAGUAAAAUCCAUGUAUGUCAUACAUUCUGCCUGUAUGAUUACCAGACUGUACCCACAAACACAACGUGUCCUGUAAUUGUCUCUUCUUGAAGAUGUGUUGACUGGUGGCCUGUCUUUAUGUGGAUGUUUCACAAAUGCAACAAGGAAAACCUGAUGUGCUGCUGCCCAGUCUCUGUUUUUUUUUUUAAUGCUGUACCGAUAAAGUGUCUGUGGUCUGUCUGAAGCUGAUUGACGCAUUUUAAGGGACUGAUGAAUCAGAGGUGUAUGUUGUGGUGUCCUGGUGCAUCUGUUUUACUUAGCUGGAUUGAAUCCUUUAUGUUGAUUCUAUCUGGUGGUGAAAUUUGCCAUAUUAAAUCUACAAGCUUUACCUAUA
This is a messenger RNA of Archocentrus centrarchus (flier cichlid), 2450 nucleotides long. It is a transcript of the gene pkib, whose product is annotated as protein kinase (cAMP-dependent, catalytic) inhibitor beta. Gene Ontology annotation, biological process: negative regulation of protein kinase activity. Lineage: Eukaryota; Metazoa; Chordata; Actinopteri; Cichliformes; Cichlidae. The transcript has 4 exons. The coding region runs from base 469 to 693 and encodes 74 amino acids. The record is from RefSeq and is a predicted model, not a curated record. Gene Ontology annotation, molecular function: cAMP-dependent protein kinase inhibitor activity.